AUGACGCAAGCCCCGCCCCCAGCACCCACGCCUCGAGUCGGAGCUCCACAACCCCCCGGUCGUCGUCCGAGUUGGUUCCACGUACCAGCCCCUGAUGUCAACAAGCAAACGGCAUCGCGUUUCCAAAAAAUGAAAUCCGAUCUACGCGACCUCAGCCUCCACACGGUCUGUGAAGAGGCAGCCUGUCCGAACAUUGGCGAAUGCUGGAAUGGUGGCACGGCGACUAUCAUGCUGCUAGGCGACACCUGCACCCGUGGCUGCCGUUUCUGCGCCGUUAACACUGCCUCUAAACCGCCGCCCGCAAACCCAGCCGAGCCGCUCAACACGGCGGCCGCAGUCGCCAAGUGGGGGGUUGAUUAUGUGGUCCUCACCUCCGUAGAUCGCGAUGAUAUGCCUGAUGGGGGCGCCGACCAUUUUGCACGCACGGUCGAGUAUCUGAAGAUGUAUUGCCCGAAUAUGCUUGUGGAGUGCCUCGUCUCUGAUUUUCGUGGCGAUUUUGCGGCGGUUGACCGCUUGGCGAAUUCGGGACUUGACGUUUAUGCCCAUAAUGUUGAGACAGUCCAACGCUUACAGCGCUAUGUGAGAGACCCAAGGGCGAGCUAUGAACAGAGCCUCUCCGUGCUCAAACGGGCGAAGGAGUCUGGUGUAUAUACAAAAACAAGCCUUAUGCUUGGCCUUGGCGAGACCAACGAGGAAGUGCGACAAGCUAUGUUGGAUAUAAGAGAAGCAGGCGUUGAUGUACUCACACUCGGACAAUAUUUGAGACCCACUGAAAGGCAUUUAAGUGUCGUAGAAUACGUAACACCAGAGAGGUUUCGACUUUGGGAGGAAGAGGGAAAAGAAAUGGGAUUCCGGUAUGUCGCAGCAGGACCGCUCGUCAGGAGUUCUUAUAAGGCGGGAGAAUAUUUCCUGAACAAUAUGAUCCGGCAAGACAAGGGACACAAUUAA
This is a messenger RNA of Chondrus crispus (carragheen), 948 nucleotides long. RefSeq names its product Lipoate synthase. Gene Ontology annotation, molecular function: 4 iron, 4 sulfur cluster binding; lipoate synthase activity. The record is from RefSeq and is a predicted model, not a curated record. Gene Ontology annotation, biological process: lipoate biosynthetic process. Gene Ontology annotation, cellular component: mitochondrion. Bases 1 to 948 code for a protein of 315 amino acids. Lineage: Eukaryota; Rhodophyta; Florideophyceae; Gigartinales; Gigartinaceae. The transcript has a single exon.